Messenger RNA from Vanrija pseudolonga, 809 nucleotides. RefSeq names its product 40S ribosomal protein S16-B. Bases 273 to 695 code for a protein of 140 amino acids. Gene Ontology annotation, cellular component: cytosolic small ribosomal subunit; ribosome. The transcript has 2 exons. Gene Ontology annotation, molecular function: structural constituent of ribosome; RNA binding. Gene Ontology annotation, biological process: translation; maturation of SSU-rRNA from tricistronic rRNA transcript (SSU-rRNA, 5.8S rRNA, LSU-rRNA). The record is from RefSeq and is a predicted model, not a curated record. NCBI's taxonomy places the organism in Eukaryota, Fungi, Basidiomycota, Tremellomycetes, Trichosporonales, Trichosporonaceae.
GAGUGUUAUCGCGGCGACCACGGCACGCACACGACAACGACGGACAAGGGACAGUGCUGACGCUUUGCGCUCGCCAUCGACUACUACUACCUCGAACGAACACUCGAACUGUUGAACUUUUGAACCGCUCGUUGUGACCUCGUUGCUCUCGUGCAAAUCGACGUCUCCACCUAACUUCGAUCUCGAACGAAACUCCCCACUUCUACACUCCCCUCCCUUCCUCUCGACGUUCCUCUCACGUCUCACGGCACACGCGCUCGCCCACACAGAAAAUGUCGGCCGUCCAGACCUUCGGCAAGAAGAAGACUGCCACCGCCGUGGCUCACGUCACCCCCGGCCGCGGCCUCAUCCGCCUCAACGGCGCCCCCAUCUCGCUCGUCGAGCCCGCUCUCCUUCGCUACAAGGUCUACGAGCCCGUCCUCGUUGUCGGCUCGGAGAAGCUUGCCAACCUCGACAUCCGUCUCCGCGUCAAGGGCGGUGGACACGUCUCGCAGCUCUACGCCCUCCGCCAGGCUAUCGCCAAGGGUGUUGUCGCCUUCUACGCCAAGAACGAGGACGCCGCCUCGGCCCUUGAGCUCAAGAAGACUCUGAUUGCCUACGACCGUACUCUCCUCGUCGCCGACCCCCGUCGCGCCGAGCCCAAGAAGUUCGGUGGUCGCGGUGCCCGUGCUCGCCGCCAGAAGUCGUACCGUUAAUCGACUCGCCCAGAUGGUUGUCUCUUAUUGGCGCCUGUUUACACAGGUCGUUGCAGGCUGCUGGGAGACGGCGAGAGUUCGCAGCAUUGGGGUAUGUAUAUCAUGACCACAGUA